AUGAUCUCUCCUCUUAAGGAUAUUUUGGUAGCGGCACAACCAAGAAAAUAUAAUGGGCCACGCGGAGAGCCCAGAAACACACCAAAAGGGCCACGAAGGAUUGAGCAACGAAUUUCCAAAGCCCUUGGAGUUAGGAAGAAGAUCCAGCAGAGCCCAUUUUGGGGCAGUCGUAUACAUAAACAUGCGUCCUUAGCUCGUGAAGACCCCCCUCAGGGAUGCGGAGCUUGGAACGGUGUUUUCCGUCCACCUUCUUUGAUGACGUACCCAGGCGAUGGGCAAAGAUCGAGGAAAUUUAAUGAACCGGCUGUUAAAGGAAAACUACCAGCGGCCGCUUAA
Arabis nemorensis is the source of this 336-nucleotide messenger RNA. The record is from the annotation of a GenBank genome assembly. NCBI's taxonomy places the organism in Eukaryota, Viridiplantae, Streptophyta, Magnoliopsida, Brassicales, Brassicaceae.